This is a messenger RNA of Dermacentor silvarum, 9621 nucleotides long. RefSeq lists its product as uncharacterized. Lineage: Eukaryota; Metazoa; Arthropoda; Arachnida; Ixodida; Ixodidae. The record is from RefSeq and is a predicted model, not a curated record. The transcript is spliced from 8 exons. The coding region runs from base 96 to 2840 and encodes 914 amino acids. Gene Ontology annotation, molecular function: chitin binding; hydrolase activity, acting on carbon-nitrogen (but not peptide) bonds. Gene Ontology annotation, cellular component: extracellular region. Gene Ontology annotation, biological process: carbohydrate metabolic process.
UCCGUCGCCGCUGCCUACUCGACCAGCCUCCGCUGCGACUCCGCACAGCAGCAGCGUGCGUGUGUGUGUGUGUGGUGUGAGUGUGGUGGGAUACCAUGGCCUGGAUUACUGCCCAGCCGCUGCUCCUUGUGGUCCUCGCAUGCGUCGCAGCGCCGGAACACGCGGAGGGCGCGCCCAGCGACGAGUUCAAGUGCCCGGAGCAGUUCGGCUACUACGCGGAUGACAAUGACUGCAGCAAGUAUUUCGUGUGCGUGUUUGGCGACGCUCUGCACGAGAGCUGCACGGGCGGCCUCUACUUCAGCGUCGAGCUGCAGACAUGUGACUGGCCACGAAACGUGCAGUGCGCUGGAGCGUCGAGGAAAGCGACGCCAACACCAGUCAAGAAAGAGGAGACCUUCGGCGGAAGCCAGCGUCGCAGCGGCACGCGUAAGUCGUCCGCAGGUCGUCAGACGAGCGAGACAACGAGGCCGACGCGGUUCCGAAGUCGGCCUGCGACCACCACCACGGCUCGCACGACCACGACGCUGAGGACGACGACGACGCCCGCUCCACCGUCAACGCGGCGCCAUCCGACCGUGGCGCCCGAGUAUCAAACGCUGUACGACGAGGAGGAGGACAGCAAGGACGAAGAAGAGAGCGAAGAAGAGGACGAGGACUCCACCGAGGCGCCCGACGAGCACGACACGGUCUCGCCGGGCCUCGAAGGAGGGCCGCGCAAGAGCUCGGCGCCCAAGUCCAACAGCUACGACCCGCAACAGCCCCAGUAUGACGAGGCCGUGCCGCAGCUGGUCAACUCAGACGGGAAGAUUCUCGGCUCGGACAGUGGUCGGCCGGACAAGUUCAUCCCGCGGUUGGACAAGCAGCCCAAGCAGCCAGAUUCUCUGAGUGUGUUCGUCAAGCCACUCUACCGGAACACGGGUGAUCAGAAGGACAAGGAGUCGGACCAGGUGUUCAAGAGGGACCAGACUGCCAUUCUGGCGGCGCCGAGCCCUCACCUCGAGGACGACGCCGUCAUUCCGUCCGUGUACGGCGGCAACAGCGCGCGCGCGCCAUCUCUGGGCACCACCGCGGACGUGGGAGGCCGCAAGGAUGUGGUCCUGGUCACGUACCCGCGGGACCAGAACCGCUAUCAGUACUCGAGCGGAGGAAGCUACAGCGACGACGAAAACGAGUUUCGAGCAUUCCUGCAAGACCAGCAGCGGCAGCAGCUGCCAGCUGUGCAACCGGACGUGCAGCGUGUGCUGAGCGACUCAAGCGUGCGACCGUCGAGCCGCGGGAGGAACAGGGACGCCCGCUUCUACCCGAGGACGCAGCAGGCGCCCCAGCAGACGCUCGUGGCGCAAAUCCCCCCACCUGCACUGGUGACGGUGCAGAGGGCACCGGUGACGCAGACGUACGAGAGUAAAUACCCGUCCACGCAAAGGGCAACACAGGCACCCACUCGGGUGCCCACGUACCCGUCCUACCAGGACUACGACCACAACUACCAGCUACAGUCGGAAUACGCGUACGCGGAUGACGAGGAGCCGUACCCGACCACCACCACUCCUCGGCCCACGAGGCGCGUGAAAUAUCGGACAACUACCCCUACUACCACCACAACCACCACAACCACCACAACUCCGAGGCCGGUCACGCGUCGAGCACCGCCCAAGGGCUUCAGCCGUCCGGCGACUCGUCCUCCGGUGCCUACGACGCCAGCGCCGCCGCCGGCUAGGCCGCGAAACCUGUACGCAACGCCCACGCCGCUGGAGACGGCCGGCCGCUGCGAGGCACGCAAGUGCCGCCUUCCCGACUGCCACUGUGGAGGAUCCGAGAUACCGGGAGACCUGCCGCCCCACGAGACGCCGCAGGUGGUGCUUCUUACAUUCGACGAUGCGGUGAACGAUUUGAACUUCGACCACUACACGGAAAUUUUCGACACGGGCCGCAAGAACCCCAACGGCUGCCCGAUCCGCGGAACCUUCUACGUGUCGCAUGAGUGGACCGACUACGGCCAGGUGCAGACUCUUUAUUCCAAGGGGCACGAGCUGGCCUCGCACACCGUCACGCACAGCUUCGGCGAGAAGUUCUCCAAGCAGCAGUGGUUCAAAGAGGUGGCCGGCCAGCGCGAGAUCCUGCACCUGUUCGGCGGCGUCAAGCUGGAGGACGUGCGAGGCAUGCGCGCCCCAUUCCUGCAGAUUGGCGGCAACAAAAUGUUCGAGAUGCUGCACGAGGCCAACUUCACCUACGACUCGUCCAUGCCGGUGUUCGAAAACAACCCGCCCUUCUGGCCUUACACGCUCGACUACGCCAUCAACCACGAGUGUAUGAUCACCCCCUGCCCGAGCAAGUCCUUCCCGGGUGUGUGGGAGGUGGGCAUGGUGAUGUGGAUCGACCUUCGCGGUGGUCGCUGCUCCAUGGGCGACGCAUGCUCAAACCCGGCUGACGACGAGGGUGUUUACAAGAUGCUGUUGAAGAACUUCAAUCGCCACUACAAGAGCAACCGGGCGCCCUUCAACCUCUUCUAUCACUCGGCCUGGUUCAAUACGCAGCACCACAAGAAGGGCUUCUUGCGCUUCCUCGACCACAUACUGUCCAAGGGCGAUGUCUGGCUGCUCACCAACUGGCAGCUCAUCCAGUGGAUCCGCAACCCGACGCCCAACAGCAGGAUCAACAGCUUCGAGCCAUGGCAGUGCACGCCCAGGGGUGACCGACCGGAGCCAUGCCACAGGCCGACCGUCUGCAACGUGCCUUACCAGGGCGGCCUCCGCUACAUGAAGACGUGCCAGCCCUGUCCCGAUGUUUACCCUUGGGUCGGCAACACUGGCUUUGGCAGCAAAGGCGCGAGACGCAAGUGAUCAGUCACGAAGACACCAUUGGCCAAUAUUCUUCCGCGCACAGGAUGGCGUGACAGGAUGCACAAUUAUCAACAGAGCUCGUGUUUGAGAAGGCGUUCUCGAUAGAAAGCGCUGAGAUGUGUAUUGUUUGUCUCGCCACCAAAUUACAAAAUUAGUUGUUUAAAAAGGCCUUGAUACCAGGAAUGAUGCAAGAGGUUGGGGGGAGGGAAGCGAAAAAAAAUAUGCACCCAAUUUUCAAGAUCCUCUCCUUUCAUUUUUUUGUGCAUUUAUGUGUGCAGAGUGAAACAACAUAGGAGUUAUAAAAACAUUCCGUUAUUUUUUUGGCAAGGGAACUUUUCCUAAAGGGGCCCUGGAACAUUUUUUUUUGUGUGUGAUGCCGGAGUAACCUACUUAAAUAUGCCGGGUACCUUUAAUUGAAUAUAUAGCCGAAGAAAGUUUUGCGAAGAACCUAAUCAGAACGGAGAUGUAAAGAAUGCAACGUUCACUUUCGCUCUCACCUCUCAGCUAUGGUGGCGCCGAUAAGAAUGCUCUGUUCUUUCACUUUCUCUCUUUCCGUGGUUUGCUUUCGGUGAAGCCAUCGAGACUCUACAAAUGUGCUAGAGGGCGGUGAGAGGGUGGUCUGGAUGCAUUACCAGCCACAACUUGUGUGCCAACAUUCGUGAGCGCUCAUGCGGUAAUCUACCUUAAUUUAUUCGCUCUUGUCUUUGUUAGCGCUGCUUGGGUCAAGUAGGACCGCUUUACCGUUAGCUAAUAGAAUCCUAGAGCAGGUGAGAUUAGCUAUAGUUCACCCAAAAAACCUUGAGCAUGUGAGAUUAGCUAUAGUUCACUCAAUAGCUGGCAGUCACUUGCGAGUCGAUCUCUUGCUUUCGCGUCAUCGCUGACGUCGCAUAAGGCGAAAGAAGAGCGGGGCUUGCAAAGCCGCUGGAGAGAGCGAAAGAUUGCCUGCUACACCAGAAUGGCUUCGCAUGUUUACGGCAGCAUUGUCUACGAAUCCGUAGCGCAACUUAGCAUCUUCAAAAAGUGAUUCAGUGCCCCUUUAAAUGUUCUUAGAUUGGCUUUGGGGUAGGAGACGAUGAGUCGUUAUUUGUGCUUUCCCGAACAAGAGCUUGCCCUGGCUGUGUUAGUGCCCCGGAAUUGCUCUCACUUUUGGGGGUUGCAGCAGCCUGAUGUAUUUCACUGCUAGCACGCGCCCUACUGACUUAGUUCAACCUGCUUCUGCUGUGAGCACAUGAACCGCGCAUGGUCGACACGAAAAUGCAGCGUCAUCUUAUAUAAAAGCAGUUAGAGUCGAAGAUUGCGCGUUGCAAGGCGCGCCAAGGGGCCAAUACAUUAGGAGCUAAAGACCGUGCGCAAAUUGUGUACGAAUUGCACGCGCAAAGAUAAAGUCCAACCUCACUGCAAAUACAAGGGGACUGAACUACUGAUAUCGCUGAUAGGGUAGGUGCGCGAAAAUUCCGGCGCGUUUUCGCCAAAUAAUCUGGUCGACUAAGUCUCAACGCAGCUUUUGCGGUAAAAGGUUCUUUAUGUUAGUAUUUUAAAGUAGUGUUGCUGACAAUACUCGUAAGUGUUAGUUCCGUUAGAAACAUACGUCGUCAGUACUAUCCGGUCUUUCCGUAGACGCUAGCUUUCAGUAUGCAAGCUGGACAACUACGAAAAGACAGACGAGGAGAGGAACCUCUUGCCUCAAAAUGACCAUCUGAUAAGUACGCUCUAUUUGUGCACUACCAAAUGAAGACAUGGCUUCCUUUAUUAAAUUAAUAGUAGAAGUAUUUCUCGGUAGUCCAACCGUACGUGCUAACGAGGUUUACCUUUGCGAAUAACACUUGACUCAUUCGGCGAGACAGGCGUCUUUAGUGAAACAUGCCUCGCUAAACUUUGCUGUCUCGAUACGCUCAAAAACAGAGGCCAAGCCACUCGUUUCACUAAUAAAACCAGAGCAAGUAUUACGUACCCUGUCCCCCACCCCCUACCGCGAAUAAAGGAUUGCGCGCAGUAGCUAGUGCGUUCCACCAAAACCAGAACUCGCCUGCUGUUCUGGGUGAUGGAAGGGAUGUUCUCUCCUCGGGCGGUUGUUGUCGGUCCUUCAGGUGCGUCGCGUUUUAGUGCUUAUUUAAAACUCGCUGAUGCGCUGCCUUUGUCGAGUCCGUGCUAGUUAAAAAGGGGCCCGCUGACCACGGGACGAGAUCCUAUUCAGAACUGUCGCGUCAUCCGUCCUUCCUUGCGUUGACUUUGUCGAGAGAAAUAGUGUGCCACCAUGGUCCUAAAUUUUAAAAAAGAGAGCACAAUCGAGUUAGACAUGUUUCAGUCGAUUGCUGCUUUAGGAUGUCUUAUUCUUAUUUAUUUAAAUGACCAACCAUUAACGCAAUUCACUGCCAGUCCUUUUCUUACACAUUGUCCCACUCAAAAUGAGCGCGUGUUUUCUUUGUGGCUUGAAAUAAGCCGAUAAGAACAUUCUUGCCUCUCCGAGGCGGAUAUUGCAGCUCUUAUGGGGCUGAAAUAAAUAUGAACUCGUGAGCGCCGUGCAUAAAAGAUGAUUGACGCGGCUGGGCACGGACGCCCCGUCAUACUUCAUCUUAACGAGCUCCAGUUGUGUGACGCACAUGGGGCACCGCUGAAGUGACCAAGUGGCGACAGAAGAAGCACUCACGGCGAGCAACAUUUUCAGCUUCAUCCGGUAAAGCAAAAGCGCGGUUUGCUGAAAAUACCAUACAGCGACAAAGCGACGGAGAGUACAUAUCUCGCAAGAACAACAGAGUAAUGCAGUAAUGUGUGCUGCUGGGCCUUUCAAUAUGAGAUGCGAUUAAAGAUAACAGUGUAAGAGAGAGGAAGGUGGAUACGAAGGCAGGACAGCCGAAACUAGGCAGCGCUUGCCUUGUUGUCGUAUCUCUAGUAGCCUUUUUAUCUUCUUUUUAUUUUCUCGUGUGUGUGUGUGUGUUUUUUUUGUAGUUUUUUUUUCACUAAAAGAUAGAGAAGCGUAUUCGUGAUAAACAGGAAAUUUCACAUACUUUACAAGAAAACAUCAGACAUUGAAGAACUGCAAAAGCUGAGAAAGUAGACCGGUAUCAGGAACCAGCUUGACAUAAUAAUAAACUACAACAUCAAAGCUACAAAACACUUCCUUUUAAUCCAAGUACUCUUUUAAUGAAAUUCCGAUAACGUGCAGGUCAGUAUUGUGUGUGGGGCACGUCCGUUAUAUUUUUACAAAUUAAUAUGCAAAUGCAUGUUUGUAAAAGGCGCAGAAGACAAAGAACAACGAGCGACACUCAACAACAACGGCACACAAUAGGUAGUUAUGUUCGUGUCCGGUCGUUGUCCCAGUGUCCGGUCCUUGUUCCAGUAUCUUGUCCUUGUUCCAGUCACCCAGUUCCCCACCUUGAUACAGCAAAUGUGUAUUGAACAGAUAAGCUGUUACACCAGGAGAACAAACUAAAUGAAAUAAAAGCGUAGAGCAACCAAACGCAGAGCGAGUUUCCUUAAUGAUUUGAAAGAUUAGGCCCAGAAGAAGGGCAGCGUUAUUGUUGUCUUUUGCUUUGAUGUAUCCGCGUUUUUCACGCCUAAUCAUUCAACUAAUAAAGGAAAAUCGUGUCUGCUUGUCAGGACCUGGGGGAAUCAUUUUGUCAUCCCUACUCUUAAGUCAAAUUUAACACCAAGACGCUUCGAUGGCUCUGUGUAGCAUCUUUGAAUUCGUUGGACGUGUUGUCUAGUAGUAAAUCUGUGCCGAUUUGGGGUCGUAUUCUCUGUUGAUGACUUUCGGUGACACGAUCAUUUUCGGGGGACGUAAGCGUGGUGGGUUGGACGAUUCUAGUGGUUUUGCUGAACCAUAAAUCACUCAAGGUGAUAUCUCCGAAAGUGAUGUCCCCACAUGUUGGCUGCGCCAUCACAGCACACGAGCAAUUCGGCAUAGCUCAUCGCUUGAAUGGGCAAUUUCACUCCUGUUUUUCGCACAACUUUUCACCCGUAGUCUGCGAGAUCUCGGCUUACUGACGUCAAUUUUUCAUACGUACGAUAAAUCAGCUCGUGUUGCCAUGUCGUUCUGUUUGCCGUUAUAGGGAGACCAAAUGGGAUUUUUAAAUAUUGUUCAAUGUUUGGCUUUCCAGGAGAAAAUUGUGCUCUCCUCCUCACCGUGCGUGUUUCUUUCCUGUGCGCGCAUUUGUUCUUUAGUGUCGUCAUCGACCAUAUCGGCGGCAGCAAAAAUGAUGCGCCAGAAAUAUAAGCAGUCUAUCACGCGCUCGAUUGGAGACGUAGUCAGCGUUGCGCGUGUGCUCCUGCAUUCACGGUUGUGAACCUUUGGCGUUGCCAUGUUAAUCGUUUUUCAAAUAAGUGUAUGUUUUGUUACAUUUUAAGCACCGUUAAUUUAUGCCCUGGAAAGUUUAUUUAUACCCCUGAGUUUUGUUGACGUUCCAGCUAGUAUUGGCGAGUACUGAAGUGCAUCUUCCUCCAUGCCUUGAGCUUACGCACCUAAAAACACGGUGUGACGCUCUCCCUUGGUGACAAAGUGUCCCAAUUACAAGGCACCUUACCAGGAGGAAAUUAUAUCAUGCAUUUCAUUUUGCGCGCCAGCAAGGAAUGUGGUUUCGUGGCCGGAGGCAUCAUGGCGGUUCACGAGGUCCCGCUGCAUUUCACCAUUCUUAGUGCCCGGUGCUAGAUAGGGUUUGAGUAUGGUGCCAACAUCACGCAUUGAAGUGCUAGCCUACAGAACUACGUAUCCGCCAUUUCGGGUCGUCGGUGCGGCGCUCAGUGACGAGAAAACGCAUCCCACGUUAAUCAAACGAAUAAUGUCAUUGAUUGGUGUUACUCUAGUGAAUACAAGCCAUAUUUUCUGCUCUUUUGAAGGGCAUUAGUAAAGAAUUACCUUUCUUUAUCAAUGGUGGAACUAUAUACAGAUGAGUGGUCACCUGUGGCGCCAUAUACCAAGGAAUGCGAGAUAAUUCCAACAAACUAUACGCUCGCCCCUGUGUAGCAAUUUUCGCUUCCACCACAAAAUUACAGAAUUGUACAGGUUGAUUAACACGGCUGAACAAUGGUUGCCAGGGGAAAGUGACACAUGUCAUCACGAGUGCUCCCAUUAUCUGCUCUGGCCCUUCUGUUUCUUUAUUUCCAAGCUGGUAAUGAUAGCGUGUCGUGUUUCAGAGUAGUUUACGGCGCCCAGUGUACCAGCCAACAUUAAUUAUGUUAAGAGCAACCUAAAACCGACAAAGAACAAACCAAGCCUAAAAAAAUGCGUCGCUAGCGGCCAGCUGCACCCGCACAAUGUUGAGAUGCGUCACAGAGUUUCCACUCUGUCAGAAGGCGGGGCCUCGUACCAUGACGCCCUCGGCCUGUACAUAGCAAACCCGGAGUUGCACCCUGCCAGCGGCGGUGAACGGAUAGAAAGGCUUUGAGGCAUUUCGCGGAAGGUACCUUGAUGUGGUCGUCCCUCAUAAUUUGUGCGAAAAUUUGGUGGUAUUAUAGGCCUCACAAUCGGAAAAGUGCUACAUUAGAGGUUAGUAUUAGAGUUGUACCAAUGUGGACAAGGUCUUGUUUCUUGGAAAGCGAAAAAAAAAAGCAGGAUUCGUGAGGCCUCAGUCAGUCGCUGGCCUGUUCUGCAGUGGUGCACCUCCGGGUGCAUGUGUGCCGUAGUGAGUGCCGCCGCGCGCCGCCUCCGUGUCCGCAAGAGAGAAAGAACUGGCUCCGCCCCGGCGCCAUCUGUGAAGCCGCACUAGGCGGCAGGAACGCUGGAUACUGCAGACUACGCACCCCAGGGCCUUGACAACACUGCUCCUGUACACGUAAGCGUCCAGGGACAGAAACGUCGAGUGCAGCCACUAUCGCUUAUACGUAUUAGUCAGUUUUAGUAUAGCGUAAAGCAGCAAACGCCAAUAGCGUUGGCGUUGCGUGCACCACACUGCGCAUGCUCUGUACGUAAAAGGUGCUGGAGCUCUUACGUACGUACGCUAUUUUCGGGAUUUAGCAGUGAAAGGUAACGCACGCAAGGGGAGCCUCACGUACGGCAACAUGGCGGCGCCAUUCGAAGUGAGAGCUGCCCGCUUAAGAUCGUCGGCCUGCACUGUUCGGCUUAUUCGUUCCCCACGAAUGCUCGUGUUUGCUUUAGAUUUGUGUGAUGAUGCUUCGACAGCGGCGUACAGGUGACAAAUGGGCGUUGUUUUCGAUAUUCGCUCUCGAUUAGCGGCGCAGUAGGCUUAACGAGAGAGUUCGCUCAUGUUUGCUCAUGUUUGCUGUAUACGCCUCGACAUGGCGCCCAAGUGUAUUUGCGUUAGCGUUAGCGUUUUGCUCCAUUCCGCUAUUCUAAAACACUACCUUGUGGCGCGCAGUGCAGCCUUUCUUUGCGUUAGCGUUGCGUCGCACGCUAACGCUAACGCAAGCGCUUCACGCUAUACUGAACUCGCUAUUAUGUCUAAGGUAUAAACAGGAGUAGUGGCUGUCUGCAGUUUGUUUUAAAAGAAGCUAAGCUGCGCUUAGCGAUAACUUGAAGAUAAUCGUAUGGCUUGCAGGAGAGCAGAGAGCCAGCAAUUUCUGUCGUCGACUCAGAAAAUUGGGCAACGUGUAGAAAAAUGUAGUAGAUGACGCAGUUAAAUAAUCGAAACUAGGUGACACAGCUUCGCGGGUGGCGUUGGGCGCCCCCCGGCGGAGGAGAGCAGUUCUUUCUCACACACGCGUUCGGCGUGCGGCAGACUGUGUACUUUGUCCGUUGUUUUGGCCCCCUCUGUGUCCCGCUGUAUACCCAGUGUUUUAUCGGCCAACCGUUAUGUGUACUCCCUGUCCUAAUAAAUGAGACCUCGAA